AUGCGUGGACCUUUGCAGUUAUACGCCAACAUUCGACCCGUGAAAACCUUCCCGAAAGAGCCUUCACUACUCAAAGACGUUAAAGACGGUGACAUUGACUGGGUACUUGUUCGCGAGAACAGCGAAGGAGAAUACUGUGGACACGGCGGACGCACUCAUCUGGGAACUCCCUGGGAAAUAGCAACUGAAGUGUCUGUAUUUACCCGCGUGGGCAUUGAACGAAUCAUGCGUUUCGCGUUUGAGACUGCUCGCAGUCGUCUUCGUAAGUUCCUUACAGUUGUCACCAAAAGUAAUGCCAUGCGCAACGGUAUGGUGCUUUGGGAUGAGGUUGCCGUCGAGGUCUCUAAAGACUAUCCGGACGUGAAAUGGGACAGGACGCUAGUCGAUGCUAUGACGGUCCGUAUGGCCGCUAAGCCGAAGUCUUUGGAUACGAUCGUUGGCACAAACCUACAUAUGGACAUCCUGUCCGACCUUGCAGCCGCACUCAGUGGUUCUAUCGGCAUAGCAAGAAUAAGUCCCCAUAGCGAGAUAUGA
Talaromyces marneffei is the source of this 534-nucleotide messenger RNA. RefSeq lists its product as uncharacterized. The transcript has a single exon. NCBI's taxonomy places the organism in Eukaryota, Fungi, Ascomycota, Eurotiomycetes, Eurotiales, Trichocomaceae. The record is from RefSeq and is a predicted model, not a curated record. Bases 1 to 534 code for a protein of 177 amino acids.